AUGAAGCGGUCACAAGCGUUGGAACGCCUAGAGAAACUGACCAGCGAGUUAAAUGUUUUCGUUCAGUCAAAGGUCAACAUCCACAAGGAGAUAAAAAACAAGACGACUAGUUUGAAAAGAAAAAUUCGUUCUCCCGAAAGCGGAGCUUUUCAUACUCCCAAGAAGCUGAAAGACCUUGGACCUGGUCAUCCCAUCAAGAAGCAGGAAGUGGUUAAGGAUCUUCCACAAAACUCUGGUGAACAGAACAAGAAGCCAGGCUGGGAAAAGGUGCAGUCCAGAAAGGACAAGAAGAAGGAGCGCAGGAAACUGCCCCCAGAAAAACCUCUGGUGCCUCCACCGAAGCCGAACCAGAACCCAAGAAGAACAGCAACGAGACCGGAGGCACUUAUUAUCCGUCCAGCGAACAAAGAUAAGUAUUCUGAAAUACUUACACGGAUCAAGGCGGACGUUCGCCCAGAUCAGGUCCGCAACAUAGUCGAGAAGAUACGCAGGAUCGCGACAGGGAACAUUCUCAUCACGCUGUCGAAAGGGCUAAUCACAGUAAAGAAUGGAUGGUUGGAGUUUGCAGAUCCCGUAAAACAGUGGAAAAUAUUAGUAACUCAUUAUGGUGGACUAGGUGGACUUGCUAUUAUUGGAAUAAUUUUCGCUGCUAUCAUUCCUUGUAUUGGUUUAUUUUUCUGUUGUUGUCGAUGUGCUGGUAAUUGUGGGGCUAGAAGUCAACCAUUUGACAAAAAAUAUGAUCAUUGUCGGAAAGUAUUUCUCAACAUUCUUCUUAUUGGAGUGUCAACAAUUAUAUUAUUUGGAGUUGUUUGUGCUUUUGUUACCAACGAAUAUAUGCAAGAGGGUAUUGAAAACUUACCGAGCAGAGCUAAAACUAAUUUGAAAGAUGUUGAGUUGUAUCUUACUACAACUAAAAAACAAAUUAGUACUUUGCUUACAACAAAUUAUAAUGAACUUGAAAUUACGCUCAACAAUAUUCUUCAAGCAAGUGGAAAAAUUGUCACCGAAGAACUUGCAGCGUAUUCUCAUGCUGUAUCAUUGACCAAUUUAAAUGAAAUUGUUUCUGGUUUAGAUACUAUUAGACAAGAUCUUCGAAUGAUAGAUAAACUCACCCGGAACUUGAGAACUAAUGCGAGUCAAUUAGAUAUUGUUGUUCGAGGUGUUAAAAAAAAUUUGCUAGAAACAUUAACAGGAUGUAAAAAUCAUGAGUGUCAGCAAGUAUUACAUGAUUAUAAAAUAAAUCAGAUGUCAAUACAAGUUGAUUUCGACAAGUAUAUGGACCAAUACUUUCCGAAGCUUCCUGAUGUAACUUUAGCACUACGUAAUAUAACAUCUCUAAUGGAAGGAAAUAUCGUAUCGGAAGUCAGUCAAGGCAGAGAAACUUUUCUAAAAAUUCAAAGAAAUAUUCAACAGGCUGUAAAUGAAACAAUUCCAGUUGUUAGUGCAAGUAUUGAAAAUGCUGGGCGCUCAUUGGCUAGCGCAUCUAAAAACAUAACUUCACUUAUUGAUAAAAUUAAUAAGGAGAUAACUAAAGUUUAUAUUCCUCAUUUAAAAAUUGCUCAAGAUAAUAUUGAAGAAUACUCAAUUUACAGGUAUUAUUUUGGUCUUGGUGUAUCUAGUGUGUUAUUAACGAUAUUCACACUGCUAACAUUUGGAUUAUUAUGUGGUAUUUGUGGGAAGCGUCCUGAUGGAUUUGGUGAUGAUUGUUGUAACAAAGGAACUGGUGGACGUUUUUUAAUGAUAGCAGUAUGGAUAAUAUUCUUAUUGACAAGUAUCUUGAUAGUUAUCACUACAGUGCUCAUGAUAAUUGGAGUAAUGUCACAUCGUGCAAUUUGUGAACCUUUACAAAAUCCUAAAGACAACCAUAUAUUUGAAUUGGUUGAUGAGUUGGUUCAAGUUAAGCAAUUACUUUAUCCCAAUAAUUUAGAGGCUGAUAUUAAUUUAAGCUGGAUUGUAACACAUUGUCAUAAAAAUGAAACUCUAUACAACGUGUUGAAAUUAAAAUAUUUAAUGGAACUAGAUUCACUUAAAAAUUUUGUUGAUCGUUAUGCAAUUAGUAGUACAAUCGAUCAAUUACGUGAAAUGAUAAAUCUUUCUCCAGGCAUUGUAAUACUCACCGAAAGUGCUACAUCUAAAUUAAAUGACUUAGCUCAAAGUGGAUUAAGUGACAUUAAAUUUUAUCAGUAUGCAGAACUUUUGAAAGAUAAUAUUACAAAUGUUAAUUUAGAACAUCUUGGAACUGAGUUACGACGAAUAGCUGCUGCAUUACCAAGUAGUCAAGCAAAUAUUACUGACAGUCUUCUUAAAAAUGCUCAUGAUUUAGAUCAUUAUCAUAAAGAUUUAAUUUUACCGAUGACAUUAUUAAGUGAACAACUUAGUACGAGUGCUCUUGAACUUCAAGAACACAUCAAAUUCAAUCAUGGUUCUAUGUCGGAAGCUAUUCAUAAUUUAGUUAGUGAAGUAAUGGUAGCACAACAGUUUUUAAAUAAAGAUGGUCCAAAAUAUGUACAAAUUCUUGCUACUAAGUUUGGAGAAGCAUUUCUACAUCAAGUAAACGGCUUUUUAGAACAUUUAAUAAAAACUGCACGUGAUACGAUUGGUCGAUGUGGUCCUGUUUCGAAUGCUUACAAUUCUACAAUUGUUGAUGGGUGCAAUAGAAUCCUUGAUCCAUUCAAUGGAUUUUGGGUCAGCGUAGGUUGGUGUCUUAUUUUAUUCUUACCGACUGUAGUUUUAUGUGUUAAAUUGAGUGCGUUAUAUCAGAAAUCGGAUCCUUAUCCUGGACCUCUUGUUGAAUCGUACUGAAUUAAUAUUAUGAAUGACGAAUAAAAAAUAAAUAAAUAUGUACAAAAUAGCUCGUCACUAUCUAUUUGGCAUUUAUAGCUAUACUACGAGUUAACAAGUAUUUCUGAUAUUUAUUCUUAAACAUAUUUAUCACCAUGAAAUUUUAUGUAUGUGACAUGGCACAACUCUUGUUUAUGUGAUGAAUGUGUACUCGAAUAAUGAAGAUAUAGGAAGAAAAAAUACUCAAAAUAUUGAACAAAACUUGAAAACGGAGCUAAGAGAAAACUGUACACCUUAAGCCGGAGUGCAAUAAUUAUUUAACGAUUAUGUACAUACUUUGUUAUACGUUACAUGAUUUUCAUAAGUGAUUUCUUGAUUUAAAUAAAUAUAAUAAUUUAUCCUAUAAAAUUAAUUUUCAAGACUGGUAAUAAUUUUUUGAUAAAUAUGUCGUGUAAAUAUAACAUCAUUCGUUUUCUUUAAGACUUAUUAUUAUUAUGUAAGUUUUUGAAACAUUUUAAUUGUAAUAAUAAUUUUAAUGACUUAAAAGUAACACUGAUCAAAGUCCUUUAAAACUUAUCGUAAAUUGGUCACAAGUAACCGUGUUUCCAUUAAAACUACGUCUGGUAUUGUAAACGAUGUAAUUUUGUGUCUACACAUGAGUAAAAAAAGUUUUUAAAGUAAACUUUCAUGUUGCAAUUAGUAUGCAUAGUUUAUGUAUGAAUUGGAUGUUCGCUUUUUAAAAAUGAAUUGUAUAUUUAUGAAAAAAAACUUUUUUAAAAUAAAUAUUAGAGAAAUUAA
Molecule: messenger RNA, 3579 nt
Organism: Cotesia glomerata
Lineage: Eukaryota; Metazoa; Arthropoda; Insecta; Hymenoptera; Braconidae
Product: prominin-like protein
Exons: 11
Coding region: 1-2802 (933 amino acids)
Cellular component (GO): membrane
Source: RefSeq, a predicted model, not a curated record